Gryllus bimaculatus (two-spotted cricket) is the source of this 755-nucleotide messenger RNA. Lineage: Eukaryota; Metazoa; Arthropoda; Insecta; Orthoptera; Gryllidae. The record is from the annotation of a GenBank genome assembly.
AUGAAACAUGAUAAAAUUGACACUCACGAUGUUCAGCUGCACGUCAAAGUUGUACUCGUUGUCCUCCUCCAUGGAGAAAAGCGUAUCAUCAAUUUGAUAUUUUUAGUAGAUCUGAUAAUUGCAUAUGUUACGUAUGAAACUGGAAGUGCGAGCUCGUCCACAAGCAUACUUGGCAGAUGGCUUAUCGGAACACAUGAGCUCAGAAGUUUGAAAGAUCGGGCGACAACAUCCAAGGUUGAGCUCACAAAAAAGGAAAACACGAGCUCACAAAUGGCCGCAGGAGUCUGAAAAGAGGAAAAUUACGACGGUGCUGUGGAAACGUCUCAACAUCCCAUAACGGCUGAAAUGAGGCAGGCAAUAAAAAUAUUGCGACGUGGUGUUCAGCAAAGGAGAGGACGGUCGGGAUCGAAUUUAGGAGAAGACGUCUGUGACCUAAAGCUCGCGUGAGGUUGCAGCUCUGGUGAUGUCGGGUGCCAUGGAAACAACCAAAAUUCGUCUGAAAAGUUGACACUCUUGCCAUGACAGACGAGUUAACGAGGUGCAAAAAAUGUAUCGUCACACUGGGGGUAUCUGCCAAAGACGCGGUCUCUCGUGGUUCAACCACCUGAGUCUCCAAGAAACAAGGACAGCGCAGUGCAUGACAUUUUAACGUACGGGAACCAAAAUGCAAAAAUCAAAGGGUUAUGAAGUCAAAGGAUCAAAAUCAAAGGACAAACCAAACUCAGCUGUAUGGUGAGUGGUGGCCGCUUGAGUCG